ACUGUAGUUUUACACGACUUCAAACUUAACGGCACACAUAUGUCAAUGGUUGAACUGUAUUGUAUUUGGUUCUAUUACAUGAGAGUAAAUGGCUAACACAUGGAAGCUAAUGUUAGCUCGCUAAUAGAAACCAUUCAAAUAAAGCGAGCCUGGCCUAGUAGUUCUGACCAGGAAAUGCAAACACAGAAACUCCUCGAGAGAGUUACACUGGAGCAAGAAUGGUGAAGAUUUUCAUUGGGAACCUGUCUCAGCACACUGAGAAGGAUGACGUGGAAGCUCUGUUUACCCGAUAUGGCACAGUGACAGAGUGUGCCAAGUACAAAAACUAUGCGUUUGUCCAUAUGGAUGACCGCAAGUCAGCCACCAAAGCCAUCCGUGAGCUCCAUCUCUGUAAGGUGGAUGGCAGACCCAUCAACGUGGAGCCCAGUAGAGGGAAGAACCAGGGCCCUGUGAAGCUCCACGUAGCCAAUGUAGAAAAGGGCUUUGACGAUGAGCUCCGUGAGAUGUUUGAAGAGUAUGGCACAGUGAAAGAGUGUGCCAUUAUCAAGAACUUUGCCUUUGUUCACAUGGACAAUUCUGACGAGGCCAUGGAUGCCAUAAAGGGCCUGGAUAACACCGAGUUUCAAGGAAAGCGCAUACAUGUUCAGAUGUCAAAAAGCAGACCCAGAGGUGCACCUGAGGAGGAGGACUAUCCACCUCCCCCAAUGAGAGGAGGCUAUUAUCCUCCUCGCUUCCCAGGGGAGAGGCCCGAGCCUCCCUACAGAGAGCGCAUGUACGCUCCUGCUCCUCCGCCCCCGCCCCCUCCCCAGAGACGAGGAGGUUUUCAUGACCGUGGCUAUGGCGAGCGAGAAGAAUAUGGGAUGGUCGAUAUGUAUGAGAAAUACAGAGCCCGUCUUUACAAUGUGCCAGGCUACGAUGACAGGCGUUCCAGCGCCCCUCCUCCUCCUCCUCCUCCUCCAUCCGCACUGGUUAGAGAACGUCUCGCAAUGGGGGUCCAUGACCUAUACGAGCGCCGUCCACUCCCCCUUCCGUCCUACAUGGCCAGGGACCGAAGCCCUAUCAGACGUGCCCCCCCUCCGCCUCCUCCAUCAGCUGGUAACGGAUACGCCUACGAGCGGUCCCGGCUCUCCCCGCUGUCCAGUGGUUCAAUGUAUGCGCCUCCAAUGUAUGCAGCUCCACGCCACAGGGACUCCUUCUCAGAGAGAGGGCCGCCGCCGCCACCGCCUCGAUAUGCAGGCUAUUAGGCACGAGUGUAAUUCAAGGUUUAGAAUAUGACAAGAUCGUCGUCGUCGUCUGCUGAUGCACGUGGCGCUAUACAUCCCCCUCGUCUUUGGCGGAUUGCGUUGCGUUCGCCUGAGACUUACUGGAAGAUAUUGUAUUGCAGACAGCCUCGUACUUAAAAUCAUAUGAUUCCAUGUCUACGGUUCACGUAUUCUUCUGAGCUGUUUAUGCCUUUUCUGUUCCUCUGCUUGUUUUACUGUUCAAAUCCUUCAAAAUGUUUUGCAGAAUAGGAUGCUGGCUUUGGGGCUUAGUCUAUUGUCAGUGUGACACCGUACUGUUAAUGUCCGAAAUCCCCUCUCCUCUUCAGUCCUUCUAAAUGGAUACGGCCGUUGGGAAACUGUGACAACAUUUCAUAACAAGGGAAGUUAUUAAAAUGAAAAAAUACAUAGUCUUUGUAAUCAAAAUUAUUGUACUCGGACUAAAAUUGUUGGUUGUAAACAAAAUGCUCAUCAAAAUAAGUUUAAAAAAAACAAACAUCCAGUGUAGUACUUUAUUUUAAUACAUGGUGUGGCCGAUUGUACGGUAAUCCCUAAGAUUUGCGACACAUGUUAGCAUGACGAAUCAAAAGUUCCAGUGUGGUUUUGUUCUUUUUACACUUUGUGUUAUCUUUUCUUGCGAAAAUAGAAUCUAUAGCACUAUUAUGUAUGAUUUUAUUUACUUUACAAGUUGCUUUUAUUUGAAGCCUUUUUAAUAAACAAAUCAAACCAAAACUACGUUUUAACUGUCAAAUUAUUCCUCGUGGGGUAGGCCUUUUUUAGUGUAAUGACUCGCCAGGCAUACUUGGUAAUACCGGGCGUUUAACUCUGAACACACUUCAGUGUCAUGCUUCACACCCUUGAGUUUACCUGCUUGACGCAUGGUAGGUGAUGUUUUGUCAGCCCUGUUCAAUUGCUGAAAAGCGCAUUACUUCUGUGACAAAACACCAAAUUUCGAGCAGCUGUUCCCUCAGAUUGACGGUUAAAUGUAUAAAUACUUUCUUGAGAUCUUAUGCGUUGUUCCUGAUGGAGAGGAAGCUGCAUCUUCACCGUCCAUUGCCUACCUUGUGUGGUGCCAAUUAGCUUUCGUAGACGUAGAACAAUAAUUAACUGAGCGUUGCGCUGGCCCAUGUUCCUGUCGUCUUGCGACAAUUGCUCUUAAGUGUUGAUUUGCAUUGUUCAUUUAUCGGUCAUUGAGUUCACUCCACAUAUUAGUCACACCUUCCAUUAUUUUCUUUACUCAACAUUAAUAUUUGUAUGUACCACAAAUUGCAUGCAGUCUUGGUAUUCUUAGUAUUUGUGCUCUUUGUAGGUUGUUAGACUGUAGAAGGUGCCAGCUCAUGGUAAGUCCUCCUGAAGAUGUGCAGAACCCAGUAGAAAAGGCCUGUCUCUGCUCCGCCAGCUGAAAUGCAUCGCCGAGCGAGUUCACAGCAGUUUGUAGUCUCUGAACAUUACGCGCUGGGACAAGAUGAGAUCAGGCAACCCUGAAGUUAAAGGAUGAGGAUUUUGUCCUCCACGGAGAGUUCGGUCAACAUGUUGGUGAGCGCCAGUCCUCUGGAAACCCUGCAUUGUUACAUCUCUGGAGUUGAUGACACACGACGAAGGUUUUAAUGGAAGAAAAUGAAUUUGGAUCAAUCCUACAGGUCGAACUUUGGAUUGAGUAUUGUAGAAUCAAGACUUCUCAAACUUGACAAACGCCCCUAUUUGUCCCACCUACAACCCACCUCCCUCCUCCAGCCUGCCCUCUCUCCCUUAUUGAUGGAAUUGAGAUAUGGCUAAAACCAUAUGAUGUUACAAUUGUGACUGAAUGUUUCCUACUUUCCAUAUGGCCACAAAUGUUUAUUUGAAACCACUGCGUGGCCUUUAUCACAACUUUUGAUUUGCUAAUAUUUUUAUAUUUAUGUCUAUGAACCUUUUCAUACAAACAUACUUUAGGUUACUGUAUAUAGAUAGUUGCAUACAAAUGUAUUUUAUAUAAUUCUAUGUGUUAUAUAAUUGUGUUUGAUUUUCAAUAUGGGUGUAGAAUUUAUUUUAGUAUGAAAGUUUAAAGUAAAUAAACAAACUUUUCAUGAAGUUUGAAUUGA
Cottoperca gobio is the source of this 3340-nucleotide messenger RNA. RefSeq names its product RNA-binding protein 4B-like. The transcript is spliced from 6 exons. The coding region runs from base 219 to 1244 and encodes 341 amino acids. The record is from RefSeq and is a predicted model, not a curated record. Lineage: Eukaryota; Metazoa; Chordata; Actinopteri; Perciformes; Bovichtidae. Gene Ontology annotation, molecular function: RNA binding.